Messenger RNA from Polistes dominula (European paper wasp), 3107 nucleotides. It is a transcript of the gene Larp4B, whose product is annotated as La-related protein 4B. Lineage: Eukaryota; Metazoa; Arthropoda; Insecta; Hymenoptera; Vespidae. Gene Ontology annotation, cellular component: cytosol; cytoplasmic stress granule. Gene Ontology annotation, molecular function: mRNA 3'-UTR binding. Gene Ontology annotation, biological process: positive regulation of translation. The record is from RefSeq and is a predicted model, not a curated record.
CCAACGACCCAUAAUACCCUGAACCACGGCAUGUGCCUUUCUAUGUCAGCCAUUUUGUAGUUUCCUUGAGAAAUUGUGUGUUGAGUUGAUUCUUCCUCUUGGGAACGUGUACAUGAAUGGGGACAUUGGGAAGCUCCCACCAGGGGCGGUUUAUUCAACCACCCCUGAAACUUUGGGUCCAGUUACAAUUGCUAUUGAAGGUGUUAAUCUAUUGGAAUCUUCAGCACAGCAUAGCAUAGGUAUUGCAGGUGCAGUAGGAUAUAAUCGUGUAGAUGUUGCAACACUAGGUGAUGUUUCUACUCCUUCAACCACGAUGGCAGAUCUGUCUGCUUCUGGUAUACCUAUGGAUCAACUCAAACAGAUGCUCUCUUCUCAGCUUGAAUAUUAUUUUUCCAGAGAGAAUUUAGCCAACGAUACAUAUUUAUUAUCACAAAUGGAUAAUGACCAAUAUGUACCCAUAUGGACAGUAGCUAAUUUCAAUCAAGUAAAGAAGCUAACAAAAGAUAUAAAACUUAUAACAGAAGUGUUAAGAGAGUCUCCAAAUGUUCAAGUGGAUGAAGAAGGUCAAAAAGUAAGACCUAAUCAUAAGCGGUGUAUUGUCAUUCUGCGUGAAAUACCUGAUAGUACACCAUUGGAAGAAGUAAAGAAUUUAUUCUCUGGUGAAGGAUGCCCAAGGUUUAUUUCUUGCGAGUUUGCUCAUAAUAGCUCUUGGUAUGUAACAUUUGAAUCUGACGAGGAUGCUCAAAAGGCCUAUAGGUUUUUACGUGAAGAAGUUCGAGAAUUUCAGGGAAAGCCAAUAAUGGCUCGAAUCAAAGCCAAACCAAUGAAUAGGUUACCAAUACCUGUUGUUGCUGGGGUAGGUGGCAUUAAAAAUGGUUACAGAACUCCACCACCUCCACCCGUUUAUGAUCCAAGUAAUUAUACGGCUGGACAACAACGCUUCCUAUAUCCAAACGGUACCACUAUACCGCAAACUACUUUGCCACCUUAUGCUAAUCAGGUUCAUGUUUAUCAUCAACCUUUUUACCCUGCUGGAAUGAUGCCUUGGGGGCCAGCAAGUCCUGCUUAUUUCGAUAUGUCAAGUGUUUUUACAAUGAAUCGAAUUACUCCUCAUAGUACAUUUAAACCUCAUAAUACGAAAUAUAAUCCAAGACACAGAAAUAAACAAAGAAAUGGUCCUGAAAGAAGUUGUCCAAUGGACAGUGGAGGUGGAAUGGUACCUAUGGGCCGUACAUCACAUCCUCCAAUAAGUGGUGGACCAGUCUCUUUGGCAACGCCAUCUCCUACCUUUACAUCCAAUGUACCUACAAUAAAAUCCACUCCUGUUUCCUGUCAAAGCGGCACAAAGUUCCAUUCUUCCCAUGCAGGACUAUCUAAUGCGGAAAUACAAUAUAACAGUAAUCCAACGAAAGGGCCACAAGAAAACGAUAUACAGACGUUGGAAACUGGAGUGCAAUUUCCACGUCAUCGUAUACAUCGUCGGACCAAAGAUCAAGAUACUAUUUCCAAGGCAAACAAUAAUGCUCUACCAUCGAUCAGGGAGACAACUGUCAACAGUAAUAACAACACACAAUAUAAUCGAGGGGUACAGUUUGAUUUAGAGGCUUCGGCUUUUCCCCCACUUCCUGGCCUAGACGCCGAUCUUACGAAAAUCCAUAAUGCAACUAUAGAAACAGUUAAUAAUGAUAGCUCACAGUCACAAAAUAGACUGUCGGACGUGGUCAAAGGAACAGCAAAACUCAAAAAUAAUAAGGAAAAAGAUCCUUCAACUAAUCAUCAACAAUUGACAAAUAAUAGUAGGUCUGCAAGUCCCGGAUCGAGCGCUGGUGGACAUACUGGUUUAUUAGAGGCUAACACUGGUUCUGGAGGUUCGAACACACCUGCCGUAGCUACAGUCUCAAGCUCCAAUCAAUCUGCUAGCAACACUGAUUCCACUGACAUCGCCCUCAGCACCAUCACCCUUACUCCUCCGUCGUCUCCCGAUAAAAAGAAAAAAAAUCAUUCAAUGACACACACUACAGUGCAACUAUAAAUUGUUGUUACUGAUGAUCGAGUCAUCUUGUGGAUUUUGUAUGUGUGCACUCAUGUGUAUGUGUAAGCGCGAUCUUAGCACGCAAGUAAUGUGCAAUCAGUGGGUGGCUAUAUAGCAACGAUACAUAUACGUCGCAUGCGCAUUCACACGUGACAUAACACAUACACGCUCUUCUCAUAUAUAGAAGCAGGCGAGCGCGCGCGCUUGAAUAAAGCGAUACAAAAUUAAGGUGUGCAAAAUUGUGUUUGUAUGUUGGUUGUUGUUGCUUUAGUUUUUCUGUUAUAUGGAUAUAGUUAUUAUCUUCAUUCUUGUUUUCUUUGUAUUAUAUUUGAUAAUCAAGACAUUUCAUUGUUUCAACAUUAUAUACUAUAACGCGCAUUAUCUUAUUGCUUGGAGGAAGGAAUUUACAUAUUUGCAAUUUUUUUUUCUUCAUAAGAUUCCUGAAUUUUAAGAGAUCGUAACAUAAUAAUAUUACUAUUAUAUUGAAUACAUUAAAUAUAUAUAUAUAUUAGAAUAUAUUAAACAGAGCAUGUUAAGACUCAGGUGAAUCAUUAUUAAAUUAAUUUCUAUUCUUUUAAAUAUAUAUUGUGGUGGGUUUAUAUAAACUAUAUUUGGUAAUUUGGUAAUUCCAACGUGCCAUUCCUUGUUACGACUUUGUUUAAAGGAGUUUGCACAAAUUUAAUUAAUUUUGUCAUGGGAACUGCAUAAUUUUCUUUUCCUUUUUUUUUCUCUCCUUUUUUCCUAUUAAAUAAAAUAAUUGCAUGCAUCAAAUAUAAAAGGCACAUAAUUGACAUUUUUUUUCCUGAAACUCGGUACAAUACAGUAUUGUCAUAAAAUUAUUAUUCUUAAAUAUGGUAUUAUAAACAUGUGUUAUUAAGUUAUUAUACAAUGGGUAUAUAACUUUUGUAAAAGUGUGUGAAAUACUUAAGUGACGUAAAAUGAAAUGUGCAUAUAUAAUCUGCAUGAAAAAAGUAUUUACUAGAAUUUGGCAAGGCAACUUUAUUGUUAAUCUUUUUUUUAUUUUUUAGAUCUCUUACAAAUUCUUAUAAUUUCGUUUAUAUGAAUUCACACAUUU